Molecule: messenger RNA, 1778 nt
Organism: Branchiostoma belcheri (Belcher's lancelet)
Lineage: Eukaryota; Metazoa; Chordata; Leptocardii; Amphioxiformes; Branchiostomatidae
Product: fatty acid hydroxylase domain-containing protein 2-like
Exons: 7
Coding region: 1-987 (328 amino acids)
Biological process (GO): sterol biosynthetic process
Molecular function (GO): C-4 methylsterol oxidase activity; iron ion binding
Source: RefSeq, a predicted model, not a curated record
AUGACUGACGGAGAGGCGCAUGUGCAGGACCUGUGGAAGGCAUCUGACAGUUUCUGGCAGCACCAGUGGGGUCUGGUGUAUGACUUGUUUGGUGAAGAUGAACGUUUGCUGGGAGCUCUUGGUACAUUUUUGGUUCCCACGUUGGUGUUCUGGUUAGUAAACGGUUCCCUUCUGGUUGUGGAUGUGACCGGCCGCCCUGCCGCCCUGCUCAGAUACAAAAUACAGGAGGAAAAGAACGUUCCGGUGGACCCUGUAAAGCUGUGGAAAACCAUUAAGUUGGUUCUAUUCAACCAGUUUAUUGUGACUGGUCCGAUCGUCUUCAUAACUGCACCGCCCAUCCUCCACUGGCGCGGAAUGCCGUGUGGGCGGGAGCUCCCAUGGUUCCACUGGGUCGUGGUGGAGCUGAUUGUCUUUGUGCUGGUGCUGGAAGUCAUGUUCUACUAUUCUCACAGGCUCCUGCACCAGCCUGCUCUGUACAAGAGAAUUCACAAGAAGCACCAUGAGUGGACGGCCCCCAUUGGGAUUGCGGCUGUGUACUCCCAUCCUGUGGAGAACAUCCUGUCCAACCUACUUCCUGUAGCUGCAGGUCCCAUCCUGAUGGGGUCCCAUUUGGUGACCGUCUGGCUGUGGUUCUGCCUAUCUCUCACCGCCACGUCCAUCUCACACAGCGGCUACCACUUCCCCCGGCUGCCCUCCCCAGAGGCACACAACUUCCACCAUGUCAAGUUUAACCAGUGCUACGGUGUGAUGGGGGUUCUGGACCGUCUCCAUGGGACAGACGAACAGUUCCGCCACAGCAAGGCGUACGAUCGCCACAUCGUGCUGCUGGGUCUGACUCCGCUAUCCUGGUCCAUCCCAGACAAACCCAAGGCGAGCAAGGAGACCCUGGCCUGUCACAAGACGUCUUGCCAAAUGUCUAGCCAUGGCCCCAUGUCAUGUGGUCAGACUCAAGACAAUAACCAAGUGCCAAUGGGGAAGACAGAGUAAUUCACUAAGGAAUCUUUAAGUUACAACAAGAUACACUUGCAUGUUCCAGUGCACAGUUUUAACUUUGAGCCAAGGAACUUGAACCAGUGUUAAACCUCUUCUACCUCCAUGGUUAAACCAGUAGCAUGUACCAGUAUCCAACCUAGUAGCAUGAAACUGUGUCCAACCUAGUAACAUGUAUCAGAGUCCAACCAGGUAAUGUGAACCAGAGUACAACUUAGCAACAUGAACCAGAAUACAACUUAGUAAUAUGAACCGGAAUACAACUUACUUUAAGUUAGUAACAUGAACCACUGCCCCUACGGACCCUACGGGCUUAAAAAGGACUACGGGACUACCUUUUCCGUUACCUUUAACAUGAACCAGAAUACAACUUAGUAAUAUGAACCAGAAUACAACUUAGUAACAUGUACCAGUGCCCAACAAAGUAACAUGUACCAACCAGUGUCCAACCUAGUAACAUGUACCAGUGCCCAACCUAGUAUCAUGUACCAACCAGUGCCCAACCCAGUAACAUGUACCAGUGUCCAAGCUAGUAACAUGUACCAGUGUCCAAGCUAGUGACAUGUACCAGUGUCCAAGCUAGUAACAUGUACAAGUGUCCAAGCUAGUAACAUGUACCAGUGUCCAAGCUAGUAACAUGUACCAGUGUCCAAGCUAGUAACAUGUACCAGUGUCCAAGCUAGUAACAUGUACCAGUGUCCAAAUAACCUAUACCAGUUCCCAAGCUAGAGCCCAACCUAGUAACAUCUACAAGUGCACAACCUAGUAAGUGCAAAACAUAGUAACAU